UUUUUUUAAUUUAAUUUUAUUUUUAUCAUAGAGAUCAUUUUUAUUGGAUAUUUUUAUUUACAUUUCAAAUAUUAUUCCCUUUCCCCGUUUCCUGGCCAUAAGCCCCCUAUCCCACCCCCUCUCCAACCACCUGCCUUCCCACCCACCCCAGCCCCUGACAUUCCCCUGCAUUGGGGGCGGGGGGUCCAGUCUUAGCAGAACCAAGGGCUUACCCUCCCAUUGGUGCCCAACAAGGCCAUCCUCUGCUACAUAUGCAGCUGGAGACAUGGGUCUGUUCAUGUGUAGUCUUUGGGUAGUGGUUUAGUCUCUGGGAGUUCUGGUUGGUUGGUAUUGUUCUUAAGGGGUUGCAAGCCCCUUCAGCUCCUUCAAUCCUUUCUCUAACUCCUCCAAGGGGGACCCCAUUCUCAGUUCAAUAGUUUGUUGCUAGCAUUCACUUCUGUAUAUGACAUGCUCUGGUUGAGCCUCUCAUGAUACAGCUAUUAUCAGGCUCUUAUUACCAAGUUUCUUAAAUCUAUCCUUAGUAAAAAGAUAAUAACCAUCUCGUCUCUAAGUUAGAAUGUAUAGAAAAAGUUUUUCAGAGAAGACUCUCAGCAAAUCUGUCAAUCCUUUUCAUGUUUUUACUGUAUUUGUGAGCGAACCACCUCAGAAAUAAAUUGAAUCUCUUUCAGUUUACAUGGGCUUCUUUCAAAUAUAUCUAGUUAAACACAGUACAACGCUGAAUCUGCACACAAUAUACAUGAUGUAUUUUAGGUACAAUUUGUUUACAUACACAGUUGGUUGAAGGGUAUACUGGGAGUAUACAGGAGACCUAGUCCAAAGCAAACACAAGAACAGGAGAGGUGAUGGGUCAGGUUCAGGGUAAAGACAGGAUGCUAUGGGCAUACUGUAAAAGCUAUGUCAGGGGAGGAAAGUCAGCUUUUGGAGUUGCAGCAAUCUUCAAUAAAACCAAGAAGAGGAUUUUGUUGGUUUUAUUUUUGACAGUCAAGGUCAGAAUAAUCCUGACCGGUCAGACCUGCGGACUUGAGAGUGAUCUUCCUUUACCUGCUUCUAAGGGGACCAGUUGGCUCAGAUGUACAGGUCAGGAUUGCGGUACCCGCCACUUCUGGGUCUCCAGACUUCCCGCCAACCUGGGUUUCCGCACCGUCCCUCUGCAGACUGCGCAUGUGCGGCGGCCAUUCCUGCGCGCCAUGGCGGACACGGAAGCAAACCUGUUGCGCCAUUUCCCGCUGCUGCUUCCUCAGAAUCGGGAGAAAACUGUGUAUGAGGGCUUCAUUUCGGCUCAGGGACGGGAUUUCCACCUCAGGAUAGUGCUGCCCAAAGACCAGCAGCUGAAGAAGGCGAGAUUACUGUGUAGCUGGCAGCUGAAAAAUAUACUUAAUGAAUAUCAUCAAGUAGUCCAACAGAGAAUGAAGCACUCUCCGGAUCUAAUGAGCUUCAUGAUGGAGUUGAAGAUCAUUUUGGAAGCAGCUUUAAAGAAUAAACAAGAGUUAUAUGUGCAACCACCUUCUUGCAGUUUCUGCAAAGACCUUCUUACUGAGAUAGGAGCCAUUGGCUGGGAUAAGGUCUCUCUCUAUAACCGUGGCUGUCCAGGAAUUACAGAGACCCACCUGUUUCUGCCUUCCAAAUGCUGGGACUAAAGCUGUACACCACCAGAGCCAGCCUUCUUAAAGUUUCUUCUAACAGGCCAACUCGGAAACAAGGGUGUUCUGGCUAAGCUGGUGGAAGCUUAGGACCAAUUAUAAAGACAGAUUCAAUGAAACCUGCCCACAGGGACGCAAGGUCCUGGGUCCUAAAUUUGUGGCUGUUGUGUAGCUGGAAAAGGCAAAGUGCAAAGAACUUACCACUAUACUUGGUUAAAUGUUCUCUGAAUAUAAAUAUAAUUAUGAAAUAAAAAUACUCUCUUUUAUAAACUUAUGCCAUAACCUGAGAGCACGUGUGUGCGUGCGAACACACACACACACACACACACACACACACACACACACACACACACACACAUACAGUGUCCCAAAUGAUUUUCAUGUAAAUCUAUUUUUAGCUGCAAUCACAGUGCGUUACACUUAUUACUAUUAGAAGGCAGAUUCUGGUGCUUUGCCAUGUGUCCAGCUUCUCUCUGUGUUCCUUACAAAUCUGUACUUAGAACAGAUUUCCCUCUUAUCUACAGCUCAUCUUUUUCCUGUUUUCAGCACUGGAUUUGAGUGGAGCAUAAGUCCUUUGCUGUACUUCUUUAUAGAGAUGGGCCAGCCAUUAUUUCAAACAUGUAGGUUAGAUUUCUUAUUAACUGCUUCUUAACUUCAUUGUCUUCCUGGCUAACAGUGACAGCAUGUAGAUCUGUACCUACAAGCCUUGACAUUUAUACAUUGGUCUCUUGCCGAAAAUUACAACUUCACACCCAACUGUUACUAAAAGCAUGGCUGCAAGUAAUAGUGUUUCAGAAUAGCUGUACUGUUGACGUGUAUGUAAUAGAAUUAAGGUUUCCAAAUUGGAUUUUAGAGCCGAGAACCAUUAUUUUGGAGUCACUGAUUGCAUUAAGGCAUCUUAAGUGGGGCUACCCUCUGAGAUGCACAAAGUCAUGUUGGGUGCCUUCCACUUCACGGCAUAAUAUUUUUGAGAAAUAAGGAAAGGUAGUUUUUCUUUCCCUAUAUUUAAAGUUUUGCUCUCUGGAUUAUCUGCUCUUUCAAUUAACCAAUACGAUCAAUUGUGAAUUGAUUGGUUAAACUCCUUUAGCAAUGGCUAGGAGAAGCUUAAGUGUCCGUUUUUGGUCCAUUUUAGAGUCAUUUUAAACUAAUUCGUUUCUGUCACGGGUAAUGUUACUUUAGCUUUUGUUUUCCCACUUCUGUUUUUCUAAUGAGCACACAUUCUGUAUGAGUACCAUUAGAAAUAAGUGUGUCGAGCUGUGUGUCAUCUCUGCAGCCUCUCGUUGUUGCAUCGCCCUGCGCUGCAUGAAAACUGGCAGGUGUUUGGAUAAGUCCAGCUGUCCUUGUCCUUGACCUCUGUAGUACUCUCGAGAAUUCACUAAGUUUUCCUUCUAAAAACUCCUUACCAUCGAUGUACAUUUUCCCUUUUCUUUUAAUUAAGUGUAGUUUAACAGGGAUUCAAUUCUUUCUUUUCCUUUCUUCCCUUCCUUCCUUCUUUCUUUAUUUAUUAAUUUUUUCUUUCCUCUCCUGUCCUCUUUCUCCUUUGCUCCAAAGGACUGACAAUAAUGUUGUAGCUUUAACUCACCCCCUGUUAACCCUCAAAACCACGUAGGAAACAGUUUAACCAGAGUUAUUCUCUAAUGACCAGGCUUUUCUAACAAUGUCUAUUAUGUGAGCUAGAAUACAUCUUGAUUCUUUAUGAGUAUUUUUUUCUAGUCAGAUGACUCGAUAGGUAAGUCUACUUAAUUUCGAGCAACCCUUACCUCUAAUUUCUCUCUCCUCCCUCUUUCUUAGAUAGGGCAGUUUAUUGUUUGUUAGCCACAGUCAAGGAUAAGUAGUUACCAGUUACCAAGUGUGCUUAGUCCUCUGUGUGCCUGAUAUCAGCACAUUGGUCCACAUUCCUGUAGGAUUUCUUAAGUUGCAUCCUCACUCUCACACGCUGCUUUGUAACUGAAAUUACCCGCUUAGUCUCUCAAAACCUCAUGUUUCAUGAAACCAGUACAAAAGCUACAAAAGGAUGCAACUCUCUUUCCUUGAGUGUCCACAGGGUAAGCCUAACCCUAAACUAACCCCCACCUAGAGACUAAUUUAUGAAAUAAGUGAAGUUAUAAUUUUACUGAUUUCUGUUUCCUACUCACAGACUCCUACCUUUAUGGCCCCAGUGGUCACAUACUCCUAGAAAUCUCCAUUCCUCCUCCUGUGCAGCUCUAUGUUUUCUCAUUUCCUUUAGAGCCUUUGUUUCUCUGCUGGACUUAAUGAUUCAUAAAAAGCAAACUGCAGGACUUUAUAUUUAGUUCUGUUGCAUUUCCUCAUUGUCUUGAACUCCGUAUUUGCUGCCUUCUGCCUCCUCCCCCCUUUCCUUUCCUCCUGCUCUUCUUCCUCCUCAUUUUCUUCUUCCUUAAAACAUCGUUAAUAUUUUUUCAAAGGAAACCAGGAAGUGGCUUAAUUUGGAGACAGCACAGUCAGUGCUCCUUGGUCAGUGCUUCCUGGAGUCUGAUCUUCAGUAUUUGCUUACGUUAGCUGCAGCACGGUGUGCAUUGGUCUUUUGUCCCGGGUUGGAAGGUGUGAUCACUCGGGUUGGAGACUUGGGGUAGUACUCCCUCACCUCCCACAGGAUUUCUUCUGCUAGGCAGAUAGAAUGGGAGCAGAUUUUGAUAGGGGUUGAUUGAAUUCAAAGGAGGUUGUUUCCAUGAGUUGAUUGGCCUGAUUGCUUCCCAUUUUUCUUUGAAGCAAGAGCCAAAUGUAUUCCCUGGCAUCCCCCUCACCUCAUUGGUAGAUUUAAACUCUCAAUUUUUUCUAUCUACAAGACCAGUUUUCAUCUCAAUUACAUACCUCCCCCCCAUUUUGUAAAAUCAAUCCAUUUCUUGUUUGCUUUGCUUUUAAGAUCCACUUCAUGUGGAUCAUGUGGAUCUUCAUUGAGAUCUUAGGGGAAUCCACUUAGACUUCAUCUCAUGCCAGCUCAAAAUUCUAGCUAAUCUCUUCUUACUCUUAUGAGUUCCUGGAUAUUCUUUGUCUUUCAGUAGCUUCUCCCACUAUUUUUACCAUUUGCUUGAGGGUUUAUCAGAGGGUAAGCUGGAAGACUGUUAGAGCGAGUUCUCUAGACAUGCCUUUUCUGCAUUCUGCCUCUUCAAGCCUAUUACUUCUAAUCCUCAGGAAGUCUACAGCUUAAAUGGCUGUUAAGGAUUUCGUUCUUGUUUUGCUUUGUUUGUGUUUGUUAUUGUUGUUUCUUUGGCCACUUAAUAGCUGCUCUUUUUCUGCGUCCUUUGUCUAGAUUUUUUUUCCCCCUGUGCUUAUGGCCUUUAAAUCCUUGCUGUCUUUGCAAUUCUUUGAUACCCACCCCUUCCUCCCACUUUUAUCCAGCUACUUUAAUUAAGUAGUUCAGAAAUGUUCUGGUCCAUAGUGGUCCAUUUUAACCAGAAAUGGGUUUUACAUAUAGCUUUAAAUGUGGUGUCCUGAUGGAAUUAGGACUACUGGAUGUCCUUGGUGGUUAGUCAUCAAAUCUGACUUUGGAUAUCUUAGGGCUCUGUUUCCUGGUGGGAAUAUAUGUGUCUUUUAAAUACAAUUAAUCUUAACAACAUGGUGAGGAAGAAGAUCAAAGCAAAUAUUAAGAUGCUGUCAUAGCAGUUCCAGCUAAAGUCAUGAAGAUCAUUUGGCCUUUGAGCCCUAGAGUCAGUCAUUCUUAAGUACAAAUGGUCAGGAAAGAGAAAUCAUUAAGUUCAUUUUCAGAUGUUUCCAUGUUACCGUCUUAGUGUUGAGGACGUAGGCAGGGCUUGGCAUUGGCAGAAAUGCUUGUCUUGUUAUUGUUGUUUAACUUUUUAUUGGUUCUUUAUGAAUUUCACAUCAUGCACUUCGAUUCCACUCAUCUCCUACUCCCCUGGUACCUGCCCUCUAUGUUUACAACCUCUCUCUCAACAGGGAAAAAGAAAAAAAAAUUCUUGUAGUGGAAGCAAUGAUAUGUCCCACAAUAUACUCUUGUCCAUUCUUCUUUGCUUGUAAAUGUUCAUUGCAGUGUCUCAUUGGUCUGAUAUGAGGCCUCUGGCUUCUGAUACUCUAUCAAUACUGCAUUCUCACUUGGUCUCCUCUCAAUCAUCCUAUUUUGCCCUGUGUCAUGGAGACCCUGAAGUUUUGGAUCUGUAAGACUAGCCCCUUCUCGAACUCCAGCAGUUCUGAGAUGGGUAGAUGUAGGGAUGGAGCAACUCAAAGCUCUGAAUAUUGCCUUGAUAGGUUUCUGAGCUGGUCAACUGUUGCCAAACGCUUCCACACUCAUGACCUUGGGCCGGCUCACUCACAACGAAGGCUAGCUCUACCCUGCUGCCCAGGUGAGGUCAGCGCUCACUCUCCCAAGUGUUGCAGCUGGUGAGAGACAUGGCCAGUUCUACUUCUCUCAUGACCCCGGGGUUCAGCUCUCCAACUUACCAUAGGUGAUGAAGCAGAUGAAACAGAGGAGGAGGGCAUCUCACACAUGUCCUUGCCACCACACAGCAGAUAAGAGACAGAGUCACGCCCCCUGCGCUCAUGCACACCUGCAACCCCCAUGUCCAGGGACACCUUUACUGUGCUGCUCAGGUGAGGUGCAGAACUUGCUCUUGCAAAGGAUGCAGCAGUCAAGGGGCAGGGGCACCUCUCCUGCUCUCAUAGCCCCAGGGCCAGCUGUCCUUCCUGCUAUAGGUAGCAAGGGGAGUGAGGAGGGGGCACCUCUCCUUCACCCAUGCUGCCUCACAGCAGACACGUUGUGGGGCCAACUCUCCCACACUCAUACCCUCAGGGCAGGCUCACCUGAGCUGCCACCAUCAGAAUCAGUUCUACUGUGCCCUGAUCAAUGGUCUUAAUAUUUCUGCAUUUAAGGCAGGUUUCCAAAUGGAUCUGACAUGAUUGAGGUGAAUUCUAUAAUAAAAUUGAUUGAAGCAUUGAUGAUAGGGAAGUGAGAGCUUUUAAUCAUUCACUUUUUUUUUUAAACCCAGCUAUUGUGUAUUGAACACGAUUUAAAACAAUGAAGGCACAUAGGCAACUUAAAUACCACACGGAACUUAGGAUCUAGUGGAAGAGUCAGACUUCAGCGAGAUGAUUACAGCAGCAUGCACACAUUUAUAACUGUGAUAAGUACUCAGAGUGUAAUUGUGGCAUUUCAUGACAGCCAUAAGCAAUGGAGGUAUAAAGGAAAUAGUACAAUGUGUGAAGUCUUACAUGGGAUCGGUGUCUUAGGAGACUCAUUGGAAGUGUUGACUUUUCCUUUGCAUUGUCACAUUGUUAUGGGGUGGUAGAAAGGGACUAAAUUUCCAACUUGUAUGAGAGAUGAAAGCUCAGAAUAAGGGUGUGAAUUCUUCUGUAUAUACCAUUCAUUAGGCAAUAAUUAUGUAUCUUUAGGCUAACUUUACUAUAAAGAAGACUGUCUGUUCCUGUUGUGUGCUGCUUUCUAUAUUUAAUUCUCAGGAUAAAUACAAUGUGUAUAUGAAUUUAGGUGAAUUGGGGAUUCUGCUGCUUGGAACUGUGCCACAAGACACCUUUGCUAUGGAAGGUUUAAUGAAGCUCCCUUAGGUCUUCACAGAUAGGUACACACUGAGGCUGAAGCUAAUCAAAUCUAUCUUACCAUGAGUAAAACGUCUAUUUACAAAACUACUCUAUGAUUAGAGAGACUUUAAAUUCCGUUGCUUAGAUUGUGAAAGAUCACAAUUUAGUUAUAGGGACCAGGGUGAGCGACUUAGAGCAUAGCCAUUUCUGCUCAUGAAGAACUUUGUAGGAGUAGAGAUGCUGUGCGAAUGGAUUAUGGGAAGGGUGGAGUGAGAUUUUUGUCAGCAUUUGUCCAGCACUGUUCAGUGAAUUAAGAAAACCCACGAAAUGUAUUUUUGUAACUUAAUUCUUAGGUGUCUUAGGUCUUCCAGGACAUGAUAAAGUUAGGCAAGGACUUGUAGACCCAAGGUCAAUGCCUGAAGUGUGUUGGCCCAUGUCAGACUUGCUACUCUCUGAGGCCUUCCCUUGGCAGCUGGCAGCAGUAGUUUAAAUAUCCUUUGUGCUGGUACACACAGUAAUUUGUUUGUUUUAAUGCAUUUCAUAAACUUAAUGAUUUUGACACUAUGUUAAAAUACCUGAUUUUCCAAAUAUUUGAAUACAUAAUCUUGUAGAUUAGCAAGUGUGAAAUCUUUGAAAGAGAAAGGUCGUUUUGAGGGUAAUAUACACCUUGCUUUGUUUUUAAAUUAGAUAGUUAACAUUCCUGUGUUUUUAUUUAUUUUUUUAAUUUUGUUUUUAAAAUACCGUCUCAUUCUAUAGUUGAGGUCGUUCUUGCACUUGCUGUGUAAGCCAGGUAGCCUCACAUGUGGAGGCAUUCGACCUGCCUCGGCCUCCCAAGUGUCUAGAUUAUAAACGUGAACCUCCACAUCAAGCUCUAGUGGACACUUGGAUCCCACAGGAUCAGGACAAGAAUAAGUUGGAAAGGAAAACAUAUAUUGAAAAUAGGGCGGAACUUACCUUUUUCUUAUUUACUGAGGUGACUUAGAGAAUUCAUUACUCACUUUAAAUUUGAUUGCUCCUGUUUCCAUUUCUUUUUUUUUUUAUUGGAUACUUUUUAUUUACAUUUCAAAUGUUAUUUCCUUUCCUGGUUUCCUCAUCCAUAAGCCCCUAUUCCAUCUCCCUACCACUACUUCUAUAAGGGUGUUCCCCCUGCCCAUCCACUCCCCUUCUCGCCUCCCCUCCCCAACAUUCCUCUACACUGGGGGGGGGUCCAGCCUUGGCAGGACCAAGGGCUCUCCUCCCAUUGGUGCCCAAUAAGGCCAUCCUCUGCUACAUAUGCAGCUGGACCCAUGGGUCUAUCCAUGUGUAGUCUUUGGGUAGUGCUUUAGUCCCUGGGAGCUCUGGUUGGUUGGUAUUGUUGUUCUUAUGGGGUUGCAAACCCCUUCAGCUCCUUCAAUCCUUUCUCUAAUUCCUCUAAUGGGGACCCCAUUCUCAGUUCAAUGAUUUGCUGCUAGCAUUCACCUCUGUAUUUGUCAUGCUCUGGCUAAGCCUCUUAGGAGACAGCUAUAUCAGGCUCCUGUCAGCAUGCACUUCUUGACUUCAUCAAUGUUGUCUAGAUUUGGUGGCCGUGUGUAUUUGGGCUGGAUCCGCAGGUGGGGCAGGCUCUGAAUGGCCACUCCUUCAGUCUCUGCUCCAAACUUUGUCUCCAUAUCUCCUCCUAUGAAUAUUUUUGUUACCCCUUUUAAGAAGAACUGAAGCAUCCACACCUUGAUUGUCCAUCUUCUUGAGUUUCAUGUGGUCUGUGGAUUGAAUCUUGGGUAAUUCAAGCUUUUGGGCUCAUAUCCGCUUAUCAGUGAGUACAUACCACGUGUGUUUCUUUGUGAUUGGGUUACCUUACUCAGCUCAGUUUCCCUAAAAAGAUUCUCAACAGAAACUCCUUCUGUUGAUGGUGGCGCAAGCUCUGGGUCAUUCUGGGUGGUACACUGGCUCACGAAGAUCUAUGAUCCCUGACCGAGAGUUGAUAGGUUUCUCUUAACUUCAGUGACUCAUUAAAAUGUUCAGAAUUGGAGUGUUUGGACUGUCUUUAUGGUGUUGGGUAUCCUAGAUUUGAAAGCACCAAAUAUUUUGCUCUUUAGAUACUUGGGUCAUGUAUCCUGUAUUACUUAGAACCAUCGCAAUAUCUGGUCAUCUUGUCACAGUAGACUGGAAAGUAUUGAAGUUUGGAAGAAAUGUAUAGUCACCAUUUGUCGGAUAACAUAUUUAUUUUAAUAAUCACAUGUCCCCAUGUAAUUCAUAGAUUAAACAGUUCUUAGAGAUGUGAGCUGAUGCUUUGUUCUCUCCCGACAGCAUAUGAUUUAUCAUUUGGAGUGAGUACAGUUCUGAAGCUCGGCCUUUGCAUUUAUCUUCGUAAAGAGCUGGCUCGCACUAAAUCUGUGCUAUGGAAUCACCAAUACGUGCUGUUAGGCUUCGUAGUUACGCCUGUAAUCCUGGAAGCUGGUUAAUUGUGGUAUUUUUAUAAUUCCUAAUUCAUUUAAAAAAUCAUAGCUUUGGGAGAAAUGGAAAUACAUAUUUAUUUAUACAAUUUGAUCCUAAUAAUUAGAGCACAGCUAAUACUUCUUAUUAAAGCUGAAAGGAAACACAUUAUAUGUUCUAGCUUGGUUUCCAUUGCUGGGACAAAAUACCAUAGCCAAAAGUAACUUGGUAAGAACAGGUUUAUUUCAGCUUACAACUCUUAGUCUGUUGGGUAGGGAAGUCAGGGCAGGAAUUCAGGAAUUGAAGGCAGGAACUGAAGCAGAGAGCACAGAAGAACACUGCUUACUGGCGUGUCAUCCUGAUUUCCUAUAUAGAUCAGGUCCACAGUGGUUCUCAACCUUCCUAAUGCCUUUUUGUGUUCCUCAUGUUGUGGCCUCCAGCUAUAAAACUGUUUAUCUUGCUACUUCAUAACUGUAAUUUUGCUACUGUUAUGAAUCUUAAUACACUAUCUGUGAUUUUUGAUAGUCUUAGGUGACCCCUGUGAAAGGGGUCUGGAUGCACAGGUCAAUAAAUGUAAUCAGGCCUACAGUGGGCUGGAAUAUACCAUCCCCAUCAGUCAUUAAUCAAAUAAAUUCUGCCUAUGGGUUAACUGGUAGAGGUCCCUUUUCAAUUGAAGUUCACUCUUCCCAGAUGACACUUGUGUCAAGUUGACAAAGGAAAAGAAAAAAAAAAUUCUAACCAAGAGCUCAUAUGAAACAACAAGGAUUUGAGGCUAGACUACAGUAUUUCGACUGCUGGGUCAGAGACUGCCAAAAAUGGAGGCUAAUGGGAUAUUUUGGCUAAGGGGUUGACUCGAUUAAAAAGGCAGGGCUAUUGAUUACACAGGAGACAGCAUGGAUUGAUGCGAUGAAGAGAAAUGAAGUGACAAGCGUCAUCAGGGAGGGAGUUUUGAGUAGUUAGGAAUUACGUAACUAGUACUGAACAGUAAGAAUGGAAUCAUCGUCAGAGGUUUGAAGAAGAAUGUACCUACAUCCUCUCAGCCUGUGUUCUGGCUGCCCAUGGAUGUUAGUACUACGUCACUGCAUCUAAAUGGUUAAGGAAAAAAGCUAAACAAUCGAAGUGCAGUAUUUCAAGAGAUACAGAACACAUUAGGUUUAAUAUGUUUUAAAUCCCAUUCAUGUACACUUAGUUUAAUACGUAGCUCUUGACUCUUACAUUAGCAAUUAUAGAUUUCGUUUAUUAAUCUUUACUCUCGACCUUUCUGUGCUUCUCACGGUUUGUCAUCUCUCUUUUUUUUUUUCCUUUUCUUUUUUUUUUUUUUUUUAAUUUCAGGUAUUAAGUAAGUUGACAUGAGUUUCAGUAGUUAUCAUUCUUUUUAAGUUGUUGUCUUACUUGAUUCUAAAUGCUAUGAUUAUUUCACUGAGAAGUUAAUAACAGAACAGUUGUAAGUUUUCUGCAUGUGUUAUUAUUUAUAAUUUAGUUUAAAAAUAUAUCUUCCAUUUCAAUCUCUUGUGUUAAAAAGAAAUGCCCAUAUUUUUGGCCACUUACAGUCACACCCUGUCUUACAGAUUUGUUUUUCUUUUGCUGGGUGGGAGCCCACCCACUUUCAUCUGUUUUAGUCGGUGCUUUUAAAGCUGUGUCUUCAUAAAAGUUAGAGCUUUCAGUUUAAUCAGUGCUAAUUCUUGGUAUUUUUGAAACCAGAGUUUCAUACUUUAGAAAUCCCCUCAUUUUUUAUAUAAUACUGUCGCUUAUAAAUAAAGGGAAAACAAAUACAUGCAUAUGCUUCUUUUCAUUUUGGACCUGAAGAAAUUUUCCGUCCGGUGCAUGCAUGUUUGAACGCAUGAUAAAGGUGAUGGGGACAGAUGUUUUCAGUUUUUGGAUGUGGGAAGGUCAAUAGGUCUUUAAGGUACCAGUUGGGGAAAAAACUAACGAGCUAUGUAAACAAACAUGAUUUGUACCAUAGUUUUGCAUUCAUUUGUUUUCUAAGACCCUGGACAUUUUUCUGACUAGAAAGAUCUUGUAAUCUGCAUAGUUUUGUCUCAGACCCUAAUCCAUUGUCAACACAUGCGCUCAGAUGCCUGUCUGUUUUUCAUUAGUGAUUCACAGCUUUGUUGUCCAAUGCUUUCUUUAAUUGAACCAUGUUUCCUUUGUUCCUGGUCUGUAACCACAUGGAUUAAAGUGAUGUUAAGAAAAAGUCACCUGUGUUUGGAGGCUAAUGUUUCUUCUGAACCCUGAGUUCUUCAUCCGUCUGGGUGAUGAGUUGCACAGUGUUCUCCAUCCACUUUUUAUCUUUACAAGAGAAGGGUACUGUAAAACUGUCAAGAACCAUCCACAUGCCUAUGGACUAGUAGACAUGCUGAUAACUUUGGGCUACUUUGGCAGUAGCUUAUGGUACUCAAGGGACUGUAUUUUUACAGAAUGACGUAUUUCAAAGGAUAUUGUAGAGAAUUCAUGCAUUUAGAGCAAUUCAAUGCCAAAACAAUUGAGUUUGAGCUAUGUGUUUAAAAUAUUAGUCAUCUUGAAUACAUGCCUAGGUUAAGUGUCAGAAGCUAUAUUUUGUGCAAAGGGGAAAUUUAUUGCUAAGAAACCAGUGCAUACCUGUGCUUAUACAGCACUUUCCAUAGGAUUAAUUUGAGUGUGUGAACGAAUAUCAGCCAAAUUGUUGUACAGUAACAUUACUGAUAACAAAGGAGAAGUUCAUUGAGAGGAAAAACAAAUAAAA
Rattus norvegicus (Norway rat) is the source of this 12276-nucleotide messenger RNA. The record is from RefSeq and is a predicted model, not a curated record. Lineage: Eukaryota; Metazoa; Chordata; Mammalia; Rodentia; Muridae.